Onychostoma macrolepis is the source of this 2368-nucleotide messenger RNA. Its product is annotated as SLAM family member 5-like. NCBI's taxonomy places the organism in Eukaryota, Metazoa, Chordata, Actinopteri, Cypriniformes, Cyprinidae. Bases 1563 to 2267 code for a protein of 234 amino acids. The record is from RefSeq and is a predicted model, not a curated record. The transcript is spliced from 4 exons.
UUUUUCUUUCUUUCUUUUUUUAUUUAUUUAAUUUUUUUUUUUUACAUGAUUCCCAAUUAGGCUAUUUAUAGCCUAUUCAUGAUUUCUAGUAUUUGUACAGGUUUACAUUUUUAUGUCAGUGUUGUAAAUAGCAAUUCAUUUAAUUUUAUCUUUGAAGCAAAUUUCUUAUGUGACAGCGUUAAUUAAAGCUUCUUAGAGAUCCAGUUAUCUGCAUCUCUGCUCUCCAUCAAGCCACUCCCAUAAUAUCUGUCACCACUCAAAUUAAUGCACGAUUCAGACUUUAUAGCAUGUGUGUAAGACUCCAAUACAAUUAUAAAGUAAUUAUUUCAUCACUAAUAAAUCUUUCAAUGAGUAAAACUGGCUGUGUCUAUAGUAUUAUAGACUGCACAACAUAGUUAUAUUAUAUUGUUAUAAUAUUUUCAAAUUAAUUUUUAAAUUAUUAUUAUUUUAAAUAUUGUCCCUGGACCAGUUGGGUACUCUUGUAAUAAAGUAACGCUGGCUGGGAUAAAUUUUAAGUAUCAAUUCUGCUUAAAAAGAUGCAAUCUAAUCCUGUUUACAUGAAAUAAACCUGUUCGGGAGGUUUAAGCUUACGGACUCGUUGCUAUGACAGCAAGUCCAGGAUGAGCUUCGAAGAACCAAAUGAUCCCAGAUUAAGCGCAAUCGUCAACAAUCAAAUCCAGCUAACUGAGUUAGUGACGUACGAAGAACGGACCCCUGGUGGGGACUUAAACCUGAAUACACACAGACUCAUGGGGACUUGUGUCACAAUGGGGACCUAAACUGAAGUCCCCAUGGGUACAAAAGCUUAUAAAUCAUACAGAAUGAGUUUUUUUUUAAUGCAGAAGGUUUCCUGUAAGGGGUAGGUUUAGGUCUAGGGUUGGUGUAGGACAAUAGAAAAUAUGGUUUGUACAGUAUAAAAACCAUUACGCCUGGAGAGUCCUUACAAGGAUAGCUGACCAGACUGUGUGUGUGUGUGUUUAAUGAACUGUGUGAUCAGCUUCUGAGACAAACUGAAACCUGCAGUGGAUCUGACCUAUUUUUAUCUAAAUGUGGUUUUGUUUUGUUGAGUGGAUGGAAUAGCUUGUGUUUGUGUCUAUGUUGCAUGUGGUUGAAUGGCUUCUUCCUGUCCUUGUAACACGCACCACAGAUUUUGCCUGUUAAUAUAAACUAGAUAAAGUAAUAUAGAAAGAAGUAGUUAGUCUAUCAACACUAUUUAAUGCUACUUACAAUUAGGUAUCUAUUUGCCAAUGACUAUAAUAUUUAAUAGAGAAAUUAACCAUUACAAGAAAUUGUACUUUAGUAGGUUGCAGUUUGCACACUAGUGAAGUAAGAUACUUUACUUAUUUUAAUAUCAGCACCCUUAACAUGAUUGGCUGUUAUAAAUAAUAAAGAGAAGACAUACUUUCUACCAAUGGUUAAAUAUGUCGGCUAAGUAGAACAAAUGCAAAUGCACAGCUAGUGCGUCUGCACGCCACGUGGAGGGUGUGAAAUAGGGGAGGAUUCACACCUGGUCACAUUUCGAGUGAUGUUCUCUCAGACAGCACAGCAAACUGCUGAUAAAAAUGCUUCAUGGGAUUGUUUUGUUUGGUUUGGGCUUCUGGCGUCUUGUUGGUGUGUUUGGUGUUGACGCAGAUGAAAUCAAGUCUGUGUUGGUGAUGGAGGGAGAUUCUGUCACCCUGCCGACUGGUGUGACUAAAAUACAAGAGGACGAUCUGAUUAUGUGGAUGUGUGGAGACGAUUGUAUCGCUAAACUCAACAUAUCAUCCCAAGUCAUCUCUGAAACUCACAACAUCUUCAAAGACAGACUGAAGCUGGAUGAUCAGACUGGAUCUCUCAUCAUCAGAAACCUCAGAACCACAGAUUCUGGACUUUAUAAAGCACAGAUGAUUGGGCAAAAAGUUUUAAAGAAAACUUUCAAUGUUACUGUCAUUGCUCAUCUUCCAAUUCCUGUCAUUGCUAGUUACUGUCCUCAAAAUCCUUCACCAUCAGGAUCAUCAGCGUCCAGAUGUGUGCUGUUGUGUUCAGUGGUGAAUGUGGGUCAUGUGAAUCUCUCCUGGUACAAAGGAAACAGUUUAUUGUCCAGCAUCAGUGCGUCUGAUCUCAGCAUCAGUCUCUCUCUACCUCUGGAGGUGGAAUAUCAGGAUAAAACACCUACAGCUGUGUGCUCAACAAUCCCAUCAGCAACCAGACGAGACAUCUGGACAUCAGUCAACUCUGUCACACAUGUGCAGAAUGUGUCUGCUGUUGUAAUGCUACUGAAGCUGUAAUCCAAUUGGUCGUCUCUGCUCUGGUGGGCGUGGCUACUGUUGUUGUUCUGGUUUAUGAAAUCAGAUCCAGAAGAGCUGAACAGAGAAGAAGAGCUCUGAAA